CAGCUCAAAGCCGGUCGGACAUAUUUAUCGACACGCAGGAGUGAAAAUGUCGUCUUGGACAAGCUCCGAUUCUUCAAUUUCAUCAAAUACUUCAACGAAGAUUGCAAAACAUGAAGUCCAGCUCGGCAAGGUCUUGUACAGCCACUGCAACGCUUACUCUGUCCUAAAUUUCGUUGGAGAAGGCUACUUUGGAAAAGUGGCACUGUGCAAAAACGUGUACACUACGGAGACGGUGGCUAUCAAGAUCCUGAAGCAUGACGCUUCUAUCAAACAAGACCACGACAGAGAGCUGUUAAUGCUCAAGAAGAUCAGUGCCUUGGAUCCUAACAACUCCAACAUGGUCAGGUUCUAUGAGCACUUUGAGCAUGAAGGAAACAUCUGUCUGGUGUUUGAGUUAUUGGACUGUAAUCUCAUCGAUAUGAUGGAGGAACGACAGCGUCAGCCGCUGACACUAGAUGAAGUUCGUGUCAUUGGCCAUCAGCUGCUGGUGGCUUUGGACUCCCUGAAGGCUCUUGGCAUUGUCCACACUGACAUUAAGCCUGACAACAUUAUGCUUGUUAACAGGAAAGACCAGCCGCUGAGGGUGAAACUGAUCGAUUUUGGUAACGCCAUCUCAGCAUCCAAAGUUAAGAGAGGGUUGGAUAUACAACCAGUAGGAUACCGAGCUCCAGAAAUCACGCUCGGCCUCACUUACAACGAGAACAUUGAUGUCUGGAGUGUCGGCUGCAUCCUGGCCUUCCUCCUCCUGCCCGGAAACCUUUUCGGUGUAAACUGUGAAUAUCAAAUGAUAAAGCGUAUCGUUGGGCUUCUGGGCCAGCCAGAUGACCAUGUGCUGCAGACCGGCAAAUACACUGAGCAGUAUUUCGUUGAAGACGAGGACGUUGGCUAUUUUCAUUAUCGAUUCAUGACACCAGAGGAGUAUGAAGCAGCCAACAACAUGAAACCAAAAGAGCCCAAUAGUUGCAAACUACUCGCUAAACCACUGGAAGAUCUGAUUUUGCCCCCCCUUGAGGGAGAGAGCGCAGAGGGUGAACUUGAGGACAGGAAAGCUUUCAUGGAUCUGCUGACAAGCAUGCUGCAUGUGGACGGGAAUCAGAGAAUCUCUGCCGCAGAAGCCUUGCAGCAUCCUUUCAUCACAAUGACUCACCUGGCCGACCCUGCCGGGAGGAGCCUGCUAACACCCAAAGACGUCCUGUCAGACGAAGAGCAAAUCUCCCCCCCGAAUCCAAAGGGUGCUAAUGGAUCCAACAAAAGCAUCUUGAAGAGAAUACGCAAAUUCUUCCGCAGAAUGACCUCUUCAUUUUAUCGCAGGCCCAUGUUAAUGGACUGAUUACU
Messenger RNA from Entelurus aequoreus (snake pipefish), 1335 nucleotides. RefSeq names its product homeodomain-interacting protein kinase 2-like. The transcript has 2 exons. The record is from RefSeq and is a predicted model, not a curated record. Bases 47 to 1330 code for a protein of 427 amino acids. Gene Ontology annotation, biological process: positive regulation of transcription by RNA polymerase II; smoothened signaling pathway; peptidyl-serine phosphorylation. NCBI's taxonomy places the organism in Eukaryota, Metazoa, Chordata, Actinopteri, Syngnathiformes, Syngnathidae. Gene Ontology annotation, molecular function: protein serine/threonine kinase activity; transcription coactivator activity; transcription corepressor activity. Gene Ontology annotation, cellular component: PML body; nucleus; cytoplasm.